Messenger RNA from Auanema sp. JU1783, 6402 nucleotides. The record is from the annotation of a GenBank genome assembly. NCBI's taxonomy places the organism in Eukaryota, Metazoa, Nematoda, Chromadorea, Rhabditida, Rhabditidae.
AUGUCUGAUGACAAGGACGAUCUUCUUGCACAAGCAGUGGAAAAUGAUGCUAAUUACGAGGAGAGAGUAAGUAAGAUUAAGUCCCAGGAUAUAAUUGACUCGAAAUAUGGUUUUAACCGUUAUACUGCUCCUGCCGAAAGGAAUGCUUGGCUUGUAAAUAUUCAACCUUCGGAAAUCGUCGAUGAACAAACCAAAAUGAUUGUGUCAGCUGUGGACUUUUAUUUUAUCGAAGAAAGUGGCCAAAGAUUCAAGAUUUCCUACCCUUUCCGACCUUAUUUUUACAUUUCCACUGUGAACGACUCCGAAUAUCAAGUAGCUUCAUAUCUCACCAAGAAAUAUAACAGUUUUAUAAUCGUCGAACAUGUCGAGAAAGAAGAUUUAGAUUUGAAAAAUCACUUAUCAGGUUUACAAAAAUUGUACAUUAAGCUAUCAUUCCCAUCUCUUAAUGAGUUGAAUCGAGUAAAGAAAGAUCUGAUGCCGACAAUUCGUAAGAACAAGGAUAGAGUUAAAAAGGAAUCUCAAUACGUCAGUUUCUUGGCUAGAAAUAUGGGUGGGGAGAACUACAAACAUCGAGAAAACGAUAUUUUAUCGGACAUCCUUGAUAUCAGGGAACACGAUCUCCCUUUUCAUAUGAGAGUUGCUAUUGACAAAAAAAUAUUUGUUGGAAAAUGGUACGCCGUUAAGGGCUUAACGGCUCAAAGGAUACCUUCAAUCUUAAAUCACCCUACUCUUAUUGAUCCAGUAGACCCAGUAGUACUAGCGUUCGAUAUUGAAACAACGAAGUUACCGUUGAAGUUCCCGGAUGCUCAGACUGAUGAGAUUAUGAUGAUAUCGUAUAUGAUUGAUGGAAAGGGAUUUCUCAUUAUUAACCGUGAAAUUGUAUCGGCUGAUAUCGAAAAUUUUGAAUAUACACCGAAAGAAGAAUAUAAGGGAGAAUUCACAGUGUGGAAUGAAUCUGACGAAGCAGCCACUCUUCGAAAGUUUUUUGAUCAUAUCCUUGAAGUUCAACCAAAUGUAAUCGUCACUUAUAACGGAGACUUCUUCGAUUGGCCAUUUGUCGAAACACGAGCACGAAUCCGAGGAAUUGAUAUGGAAGAUGAGAUCGGCUUCGCCAAAGAUAACCAGGAUGAAUUCAAGUGUAGAAACUGUAUUCAUAUGGAUGCUUUCCGUUGGGUAAAACGUGAUUCGUAUCUGCCUGUUGGAAGUCAAAAUCUAAAGGCUGUAGCUAAAGCUAAACUUCGUUAUGAUCCCGUGGAAGUUGAUCCUGAGGAAAUGUGUAGAAUGGCCCGAGAAGACCCACAGAAUCUCUCGAACUAUUCUGUUUCUGAUGCAGUGGCUACAUAUUAUCUUUACAUGAAAUACGUGCAUCCAUUCGUGUUCGCUCUCUGUACAAUCAUUCCUUUGGGGCCUGACGACGUUUUGCGCAAAGGUUCUGGUACUCUUUGCGAAGCUUUAUUGAUGGUUGAAGCUUUCCACAAUAACAUCGUCUUCCCGAAUAAGUAUACAGGAAACGAAGAAACUCAAAUGACAAAAGAUGGACACAGAAUCGAAAGUGAGACUUAUGUUGGAGGCCACGUAGAAGCAUUAGAAGCGGGAGUUUUCCGAGCUGAUAUUCCAUGCAGGUUCCGAUUGGUUGCGUCUGCCCUUGAAACACUGAGAGAUGAUGUUCCAAAAACUAUAGAGAAGGAGUUGAUUCGAGAGUUCGGUAUUCCUUUAGAAAAUGUUGUCGACUUCGAAGAAAGAUGUGCUGAAGUACAAGAAAUGUUCACCGAUAUGAUAAACAUUCCUUCGCGCUUGGAAAAACCUCGUAUUUACCAUUUAGACGUUGGAGCUAUGUACCCGAACAUCAUUUUAACUAAUCGCCUGCAGCCUUGUGCUAUGGUUGACGAGGAGACUUGUAUGGCUUGUGUUUAUAACAAACCUAACGCAGAAUGCAAACGGAGCAUGGCAUGGGAAUGGCGUGGAGAACUGACUCCGGCUACCAGAGGAGAAUACCAGCAGAUUAUGCAACAGCUCGAAGGAGAAACUUUUGGUAAACCUCCGAAAGCUUUCCAUCAGUUACCGCGAGAAGAAAGAAAUAUGAUUGAGAAAAAACGCAUACAAGACUACAGUAGGCGUGUCUAUGGAAAAACUCAUCUUACACGGUUAGAGAUGCGGGAUACUACUAUAUGUCAAAGAGAGAAUGCUUUUUACGUCGAUACAGUCAGAAACUUCCGAGACAGACGAUAUGACUACAAGGAACUCCUCAAAAAAGCCAAGAACGCUCUGGAUGAGAUUCCGAAAGAUGAUGUAGGUUCUAUCAAAGCAGCACAAGGUCGUGUUGUUCUGUAUGAGUCUCUUCAACUUGCUCACAAAUGUAUUUUGAAUUCUUUCUAUGGAUAUGUAAUGAGAAAAGGAAGUAGAUGGUUUUCAAUGGAAAUGGCAGGAAUCGUUUGUCAUACCGGAGCAAAUAUUAUCAGAGAAGCUAGGAAAUUGGUUGAGCAGAUCGGAAAACCUUUGGAGUUGGACACAGACGGUAUCUGGUGUUUAUUGCCUGGUACCUUCCCUGAGAAUAUCACGUUCAAGCUCAAAAAUCAUAAGAAAAAUUCAAUCACAGUUUCCUAUCCAGCUGCUAUGCUUAAUGCUUUGGUCAAUUUGACUUUUACUAAUGAUCAGUACCAUACAUUAGAACAAGAUGGAAGUUAUAGGAUCUCCUCAGAAAACUCUAUCUUUUUCGAAGUUGAUGGUCCAUAUCAGUGUAUGGUUUUACCUGCUUCUAAAGAAGAAGGAAAAAAGUUAAAGAAAAGAUAUGCUGUUUUCAAUUUCGAUGGAAGUUUGGCUGAACUGAAAGGCUUCGAAGUGAAGCGUAGAGGAGAGUUGAAUAUCAUCAAACACUUUCAAUCUUCUGUGUUCAAAGCUUUCUUACGAGGCGACUCUUUACCAGAAUGUUAUGAAAGUGUAGCCAGAGAAGCAGAUUACUGGUUGGACGUUCUCUUUUCACGUGGUGUGGAUCUUCAUGAUGCUGAACUUUUUGAUUUAAUUUCUGAAAAUCGAUCAAUGUCUCGAAAGUUAGACGAUUAUGGAGCACAGAAAAGUACUAGUAUAAGAACUGCUAAGCGUUUAGCUGAGUUUUUGGGAGAAGACAUGGUUAAAGAUGCUGGUUUAGCUUGUAAAUUUGUUAUCUCAAAACAUCCGAUUGGCUCACCUGUUACCGACCGUGCUGUACCUGUUGCUAUAUUCCAGGCUGAUUCGAAAACAACAGCUCAUUACUUACGUUUGUGGACCAAACAGAGCAGUAUCACACCAGAUAAUAUAGACAUCCGCGAUCUACUUGAUUGGGAUUACUAUGUUGAACGUCUUGGUAGUUGUGUCCAGAAGAUUAUUACUAUUCCUGCAGCCUUACAAGGAGUAGCAAAUCCUGUCCCCCGAAUAGCACAUCCAGAUUGGCUGGACAAUAAAAUUAAGAAUAGAUUCGACUCUAUUCGUCAGCCUAGGAUAACUGACUUGUUCUCAAAAGUUGCGAAGCCUGUGACUGAUUUGAACACUCAUGGAAAGAGAACGUUGGCGAAUAGUGAUGGUAAUGAUGAAGACGUUUUGGUAGAUGAUAGUAACAAGGAAAAUGAACCAAAACGCUCUAAGAAUGUACCUAAGGAACCGGAGCCUGAGAUCAUUGAGAAGAAGACGAUCGCUGAGCACGGUUUCGAGGAAUGGUUAUCGUUCCUGAAGAAAAAAUGGAAGUUGCAACGAAAACAAAGAGCUGCUAGAGCUGCAGAGAAAGGAUGUUCUGCGGUAGAUAGAAUGAUAACAAGUAAUCGUGAGAGGAUCAAAGAAAGAACUUGGCAGAUUCUGUCGAUCGAAGAGAAUUAUAAGAGUCCCGGAUACUUCAAUAUUUGGGUAACUGUCGAUGGACAAAUGAACAAAUACUCGUUGAGAGUUGAACGUUCUCUUUACGUGAAUGCAAAGAAUCCAAGACCUGGCAAAAACACUAUCCGAAAAACUUUGCCUCAUCGUCGAGAAGCGCAUUUCCUCUAUGAGUAUAAAACAGACGAAGCUGAUUUCCAAAAGCAACUGAAUCAAGCUAAUGCGGAGUUGUGUAGUGCUGAAAUAGAAGGAAUAUAUGAAUCUCAAACACCGUUGCUCUUCCGAGUAUUAGUUAGCCUGGGAUGUGUGUGUCGCCCUACAAUGCCACCUGUAGCUGGAUCCUAUUCAUUAGAAAGUCUCAAAAUGCUCUCGCUUGCAACAUCGCAAACUGACUAUCUACAACAAUCACAAAUGCGUUCAGUUUUCUUUUACAAGUUUUCACAGGAUACCCGCCAGAUUUGGUGUAUAAUCGAUGCUGCUUCAAAAGAAGGAAUAUUCUAUAUAGUAUCACGCGGAGAACUAGCGAUACCUAAUUUGGAUAAGAUUUACACAAAGAUGUGGGAAGAAAAGAAAACUGAGCUCGAUGUCAUCCGUUUGUCAGAAAUUCGAGAAGAAAUCAAAUUUUCAUCGAAAAUUUUUGGCAGUGUCAAGGAUUGUGAAAAGGAUAUUGGACGUUGUCUGCGAUCAUAUAGAGAAGCAACCACAAAGCCUUCUAUUCUUAUUAUGAUUGUUGAUGAAGAACCACACCUUUUGACUAAAAAAGUUCCUAAUUUAUCCCUCUUCCCUCAUAUUAAGUUGCAUAUCAACGAACCGUCGAACCUUCUAGGCCAGCUGGACUGGCAGAAAGUCAUGGCAUCUCGUAUUAUCAAACAUUAUUUCCACUCAUUUUACUAUCUUGAUGAUUAUGCGCUAUGGAGUCGACAUCUACACAUUCCUAUUGGAAACGUUCCUGUGGACCCUGCGAUGAUGGGAAUAGACUUGUUUUUCGCUCGUCAGCUCAAUAAUGCAGGGCAUGUACUAUGGGCUUCUCCAACAAAUAGACCUGAUCUAGGAGGAAAAGAACUUGAUGAUCUAAGGUUAUCGAUUGAUUGGAAGCCUCUAGACCGGGAUCAGUCUGUUCUACUUAACAAGCCUUGCUUUGUCCCAAAGGCGUGUGUAGAAUUGGAAAUAGGAGCAGCAGCUGUUACAUCCUUGGUUCAGCGCGGAAGAUUGUUGGAAGCCGAAGGUGCUGACGACAAUGUCACUUUUGAUACCACCGCUGUAGUAGCUGUUGAUUCUGUAUUGGGGGCCAAAAAUGCUCUAUCUUCUUAUGAUGAAGGAGCUUCAGUUGAUGGCGCUAUAAAAAUUCUCAAACAGUUAAUGGCAGAUUGUGUUCGACAAAUUACGCAUGGAGCUAGCAAGCAGGCUGAUGAGAUGGCUGUCUCUCUCAAUCGAUGGUUACAUACACCUUCAAAUCUCCUCUACGAUCCUGCUAUCACCAGAAGUAUUGCUGUAUUAGAAAUGAAACUAGUUCUUCUGUUAGCAGCAGAGAUUGAAAGAUUAGGAGGAAAGGUUGUUCAUGCCACUCAAACCAAACUUGUCUUGUGUACCAACAGGGAUAGCUGUGAGAAAGCCUUAGACUUUGCCGAAAUGCUGAUAAGGUCUCUGGGCAACAACCCUCUUUUCGCUGCCCUAUCCAUCAGAACAAUCAACUGUUGGGAUGCUCUUUUGUGGAGAGAUGGUUACAACUAUACGGGAAUCGGUGAGAAAUCAGUUUGUAAACUAGAAGCUGAUGAAGAUGGUAAUGAGCUAGAGAUUGUAACAACACAACCUGUCACUCAUACCCGUUGGAGAAUAGCGGAUAAUCUACCGACCGAUGGUGCUGUCAAAGAUGAGUUCGCCAAAAUAGUUUCUGGUUAUGUGUUGCUUUUUGUUCAAAAGCAGAAAGAGAUGGAAUUCGACGAGGAGUCUGGGGUUCUUUUCCGUAGUGAUCUAAUAGUUAAGCACAUCGGCCAUAGGCUAGUGCGAUUGAUAAACAAUCUUUCAACUCAGAAAAAAGACGGGUUGGUUGCAGCAACGACUUUAGUUGAUAGAAUUUGUGCAGCCUUAAAAUGUGAUGAAGGUUGUGAGGAUGCCAUUGAUGUACUCAAAGAGACAUGUAAAAGAUUGUUGGAAGGACAGCCUCCAUUAAGCCUGCCUCCUACAAUCUUUGUUGCUAAUUUGUUCUGUAGUAGUUGUGGUCAAUCAAGUGAUGUAGAUAUCGGUGAUUCCAUAGCUUGGACAUGUACUGGAUGUGAUAAGUCUCAUAGUGCAAGUGUAGUUGAUAACGCUGUGACCGAGAGACUCAAUCAGAUGCUAACUGCCUACUUGUUACAAGAUCAUUCUUGCGAUAAAUGCAAAGGAAUUCGCCGAGAUUACUUGUCAAAGCUCUGUGAUUGUUGUGGACCGUAUGUGAAUUCAAUUAGCUCAAAUGAUCUGCUCGCGAAUGCUGAGGCCGUGAUGGAUAUCGCGGAGAAUAAAGAGGGUCUCAUAAAGGCGAACGAAUUAGCGGGGUGGAUCCGUCAUUCAAUCGGAUCUGAAUAA